AAAUUAGCAGUUUUUCUUCUGAGAGUAUCACUGUGAUAUAGUAUUGUCUUAGAGAGAGAGAGAGAGAGAGAGAUAGAUGGGUGGUUUCUCUUCCCACAAUUUGGCCUUUGCAUUUGGCCUUCUAGGAAACGUUAUCUCAUUCUUCGUGUUUCUUUCACCGCUGCCAACCUUCUACAAAAUAUACAAGAAGAAAUCAACUGAAGGGUUCCAAUCAGUCCCCUACGUUGUUGCCUUGUUCAGUGCCAUGUUGUUGAUGUACUAUGCAUUUCUCAAGGACAGCGAUGGCAUUCUUAUCAUCACUAUCAACUCAUUUGGUUGCUUGGUCGAGACGGUUUACAUCGUCGUUUACCUCUUCUAUGCACCCAAGAUGACUAAGGUCUACACAAUCAAACUACUUUCGCUGAUGACUGUCGGUUUCAGCCUAAUCGUUAUCCUAACUCAAUUUCUUGCAAAAGGCCCAACUUGCCUCCAGAUUGUUGGUUGGAUUUGCCUGGUGUUUUCUGUGAGCGUAUUUGUUGCACCUCUCUGCAUAUUGAAACAAGUGAUACGAACCCAAAGCAUAGAGUACAUGCCCUUUUCCCUAUCCCUUUCCCUCACUCUGAACGCGGUCAUGUGGUUCUUCUACGGCCUUCUAAUCAAAGACUUCAACGUUGCUAUUCCAAAUGUGCUUGGCUUCAUCUUCGGGAUAAUUCAGAUGGUGCUUUACGGGAUUUACAAGAGAAAAGGCACGAAGAAAUUAGCAUUGGUCCUCGAGGGGCAAAAGAUCAUGGCCACGAUCGAUGCUCAUCAAAUGCUGGAGAAGCAAGUGAUUGCGGAUCAAGUGAUCGAUGUCGCGAUGCUGAGCGAGAUGGUGGCCGUUUGUCAAGAGACCGUUCCACUGGCGCUUUGUGCUGCCAAUGAACUGGACGAUCAUACUGCUGCAGAGCUUGUGUUGGCUAAGGCAAAUUAAUCGAUGGGGAAUUUAUAAGCUGGCUAAGCCAAAUUAAUGGGAAAUUUAUUAUUUGGGUACUUAAGGGUUAAUUUGUGUGUCCAAGUGGUUAUGUAAUUCUAUAGUUAAUUAUUUCUACGUUUGAUUAUGUUUAUGUACUUGACUACUACAUAUCUUAGUCGAUCCAAGUAAUUGGAAACC
Rhododendron vialii is the source of this 1129-nucleotide messenger RNA. RefSeq names its product bidirectional sugar transporter N3-like. Lineage: Eukaryota; Viridiplantae; Streptophyta; Magnoliopsida; Ericales; Ericaceae. Gene Ontology annotation, molecular function: sugar transmembrane transporter activity. Gene Ontology annotation, biological process: carbohydrate transport. The record is from RefSeq and is a predicted model, not a curated record. The transcript is spliced from 7 exons. Gene Ontology annotation, cellular component: membrane. Bases 77 to 949 code for a protein of 290 amino acids.